UGGGACUCAGACAGACCGGCUGUCCCAAGCUGCUCUGAUCCUUCACUCUCCAGCAGAAGGCUGCCUCCUCUUUUACCACUGGCCACCUGCCUCUCCGACAAUUACGCACCAAAACAAUCUCAGGGCGAGCACAAGGAAGGAUACUGACCGGGCUCCUUAGGUUGUGCCACCUUUUUCGGCUUCCAGUACUCUUCCUAUACCCCCCUGUCCUCCCUGUCCUGUCCUGUCCUGUCCUGUGGGAGGACAACAGUCUGCUCACAGGAGCGCACUUGGCGACCCAGGGUUUGUUUUUUCGUUACCAGGAGAGGAGCGCUGCAACGAGCCGAGUCCCAUAGCUGGUAGCCUACAGCUCUCACUGGAGGAGACACUUGCAUGGAUGCACCAUGGCCACACUUGUGUGCAGGGUUCAGUUUUUAGAUGACACCGAUCCGUUCAACAGCACCAAUUUCCCAGAACCGACCAGACCGCCACUGUACACCUUCAGAGAGGAUAUCCCACUCAUCAACCAGUUAGCAGGCAUCCACCGGCUCCUCAAGGCUCCACACAAGCUUGAUGACUGUGCGCUGCAGCUCUCCCACAAUGGCACCUAUCUGGAUCUGGAGUCCUCUCUGGCUGAGCAAAAGGACGAGCUGGAGGGCUUUCAGCAGGAUGACACAGGGUCCAGAGGGAAGAAGCACAGUGUUAUUCUACGGACCCAGCUGACCGUCCGUGUACACGCCUGCAUCGAAAGACUGUAUAACUCCAAUGGACGUGACUUGAGAAGAGCGCUGUUCUCUCUAAAGCAGAUUUUUCAGGAUGACAAAGAUCUGGUCCAUGAGUUUGUGAUGGCUGAAGGUCUGACGUGUCUCAUCAAGGUGGGAGCAGAAGCUGACCAGAACUACCAGAACUACAUAUUAAGAGCUCUGGGGCAGAUCAUGCUGUACGUAGACGGGAUGAACGGCGUCAUUGGGCACGCUGAGACAAUCCAGUGGCUGUACACUCUUGUUGGCUCAAAGUUCCGUCUGGUGGUGAAAACAGCGCUGAAGCUGUUGUUGGUGUUUGUGGAGUACUCCGAGUCCAACGCCCCGCUGCUGAUAGAAGCCAUCACCUCUGUGGACACCAAGAGAGGAUGCAAGCCGUGGUCCAACACUAUGGAGAUCUUGCAUGAGAAGGAUGGAGUGGACACAGAGCUGCUGGUCUACGCCAUGACCCUCAUCAAUAAGACGCUUGCAGCGCUGCCUGAUCAGGACACAUUUUACGAUAUGUUGGAUGGUCUGGAGGAACAGGGCAUGGAGACCGUGUCCCAAAGACAUCUGGGGCGGAGAGGCACUGAUCUGGACCUGGUUGAGCAGCUCAACAUCUAUGAGAUGUCCCUACGGCAUGAAGAUGGUGAUGAUGACAGCCAGCCUCCGCCGGCGGGACGCCGGGACCGCCGACGAGUCAGCCUUGGGGGCGGGGACAAAAAGCAUGGACUGGAGAGAAGGCGCAGCCGCAGGGCCUCUCUCGGGCGAUCGGGUCACGCCUCGCCCUGCAGCCCUGCGUCCCCACAGAGGGCAGGCUUCCAGCCCUUCAAUGGACAGAGAGCUGAGGAAAUGAGCGAACGAGAGGAGGAAUGUGAGGAUGGGAUAGAGGAGGAGGAGUGGGAGGAGGAGGAGGAGGAGGAGGAGGAGGAGGAGGAAGAGACUCCAGUGACUGAGUCUGAUUCGGAUGAGCAGGAGGGGGCUGAUAUGUCUAAACUAACCACCCUCAGCCCGACCCGACUUCUUGCAUCCAUAGUUCACCGAACAACCGUCCAGUCCAUCACCAUCACUUCCAGAAGGGGGACCGUAAACGAAGACGAGCAGAGGAAUCGGACCGAACCACCUCCAGCACCCGCCCCCCUCACCCCGCCCUCUAUUCCCACCGUCUCUCCUCCCGUCUCCUCCCCUCUCAACCCCCCAGCACAACCCAAAUCCCUUCUGGCUGCCCUGCUGGCCAGGAAGAGGCCCGUCGUCACUGUCCCGGCUAGCACGGAGGUCAGCCCGCCGUCGCGCGGCAGCUCACAGCCCUCCCCCGAACGCCUGCUUUACAUGCCCCACUCACCCUUCCACCUCUUCUCCUACGACCUCGACGAGGAGCCGUCACCCCCGGCUCCGCCCAAACCCAGCGAGGAGUCACCGACGUCUCCCAGGAAUGGAGGUCUCAUGUCCUACUCCUGUCACAGCACCCCAAGUACGCCCACCAGCUCCAGGCCUGCUUUGGGAGGUCUUCUGUCCUCUUCUUACCGACAACAUCAGGAAUCUCUGGCGGCCGAGCGAGAGCGCCGCCGUGUGGACAGAGAGGAGAGACUGGGGAGGAUAGAGAGAGAGGAGAGGAACAAGCACAGCCGCGACUAUGUGGAUAAAAUGGAAGAGGCCAGGCAUGCGCGGGAGGAGAGGUACAAGAACGUGGAGCGUCUGGCGGCGGAGGAGUUCGAGAGGGAUCACGUCCGGGUGUCGAGGACUCGCCCUGACCUCAACUUGACCUUUGAACCCGCGGAGGCCUGGCCCUCGUCAUCACGCAGCAGCACCCCAUCCUCCUUCGCCUCCCAGGAGGACGCAGAGGCUGACCUCGAAGCCGGGACCCCCGCCACCCCCUACACCCCCUCUGAGACCGGAGAGGCUGAUGACUCCAGUGCCAGUGUAGAAACAGAGGAAAAAGAGGCCACUGCUGAAGAGGAGGAAGAGCAGAAAGAGGAGGAAGUACAGGAGGAAGUACAGGAGGAAGUACAGGAGGAAGCAGCGGCAGCAGAAAAAGAGGAGGAAGAGUGUGAGCAGGAGGUGGAAGAGUGUGAGCAGGAACCGGAGAAGGAGAAGGAGAAGGAGAAAGAGGAGCCAGAGGCGGAGGAAGAGGAGGACAGCGGCAUCCUAAGCGACAAAGAACGACAGAAUGAGGAAGUGAAUGAGAAGGACAACUGCUCGGCCUCCAGCAUCUCCUCCGCCAGCAGCACUCUGGAGAGAGAGGAGAGGGGGAGCAGUGAGAAUGGCUUUAAGGAGCCAGAGGUGAACGAGCAGUGCAGCAAACUCCUCAACAGCAAGCUCUUCAUGCUGGACAUGCUGUACUCCCAGAGCAAGAAGCCCAGUGAUGAGGAGGAGGAGGAGGAGGAGGAAGAGGAUGUGGAGAAGGAGAAAGAGAAAGAGGGGGAGGACAAAGAAACUCAGGAGGAUGCUGACGUGCAACAGGGCGAUGACCAGGAGAGCGACCAAAAGGCUGACAAAUCAGAGCAGCACGGGACCAUCCGACCGUUAGCCGAGCGGUUUGGAGACUUGUUCAAGGACCUCGGUUCGACCUCCAAUCACCUGGAUGUCCCAGCCAGCGAGCCCCCUCCUCCUCCUCCUCCUCCCCCACCGCCCAAAAAGGAAUCGGACACGAUCUGGGACCAGCUCCUGGCCAGCCCUCGAGAGCUGCGCAUCGGGGACAUCAACUUCACCGACCUGACCGAGGAAGAUGACAAAAACAUUCUGGAUGCUGUUUUGAUGGGAGGAUGCAGUGACCUCCCGCCGCCGCCGCCUCCUCCACCUUGCAUCCUCCGCUUCCCUCCGCCCCCACCCAUGCUAGGCAGCUGCCCCCCACCCCCUCCCUUGAUUGGGCUUAUGAGACCUCCUCAACCACCUUGCUUUAAUGCCCCAAUUCCAGUGCCUCCUCCUCCGGAGCCACCUCUCUUCAACAAGAAGAAGAAGACAAUCAGGCUUUUCUGGAGCGAGGUGCGUCCGACAGACUCUCAGUACAGGGACUACAAGCGGAGUGAAGACUCGUUCUGGACCAAACUGGAACCAGUGAAAAUGGACACAGCCAAACUGGAACACCUGUUUGAGUCGAAAUCAAAGGAAAUACCAGUUACAAAGAAAACAGCAGCAGACGGCAAGCGUCAGGAAAUCAUUGUUUUGGAUUCCAAGAGGAGUAACGCCAUCAACAUCGGUCUGACGGUGCUGCCUCCUCCUCGCACUAUCAAGACGGCCAUCCUUAACUUUGACGAGUACGCGCUCAACAAGGAGGGCAUAGAGAAAAUCCUGACGAUGAUCCCCACAGAGGAGGAGAAGCAGAAGAUCCAGGAGGCCCAGCUGGCCAAUCCUGAUGUCCCGUUGGGCUCAGCAGAGCAGUUCCUCCUGACUCUGUCCUCCAUCAGCGAGCUUUCAGCCAGACUCCAGCUAUGGGCCUUCAAGAUGGACUACGAGGCAACCCAGAAGGAAGUUGCAGAGCCGCUGCAGGAUCUGAAGGAGGGUAUGGAACAGCUGGAGAAGAACAAAACUCUCCGCUACAUCCUUUCCACACUGCUCGCUAUGGGAAACUUCCUCAACGGUACCAAUGCUAAAGGCUUUGAGUUGACGUAUUUGGAGAAGGUUCCAGAGGUGAAGGACACGGUUCACAAGCAGUCUCUGCUGCAUCACGCCUGCUCUGUGGUGGUGGAGAACUUCCCUCAGAGCACCGACCUCUACUCGGAGAUCGGAGCCAUCACACGAUCUGCAAAAGUGGAUUUCAACCAGCUGCAGGAGAACCUGUGUCAGAUGGAGCGGCGCUGCAAAGCCUCAUGGGACCACCUGAAGGUGAUCGCCAAGCACGAGAUGAAGCCGCAGCUGAAGCAGAAGAUGUCUGACUUCCUCAAAGACUGCGCUGAGAGGAUUAUCAUCCUCAAGAUUGUUCACCGCAGGAUCAUCAACAGGUUCCAUUCGUUCCUGUUGUUCCUCGGCCAUCCAGCCUACAGUGUGAGAGAGGUCAGCGUCCACAGGUUCAGUAAAAUCCUCAGCGAAUUUGCGCUGGAGUACCGAACCACCCGAGACCGCGUGCUGCAGCAGAAACAGAAGCGAGCCGACCACCGCGAACGCAACAAGACCCGAGGAAAGAUGAUCAUGGAUGUCAACGCUCCUUCUGAUGAUGAAGAGGAGAGUGAGGGUGGUCCGUAUGGCUCCAGCAGCAGCAACAGCGCCCCCAUUGGCGGACAGGAGGGCGAGGAUCCUCAGGGUCUGGACCACACCGAGGACGCUGCAGAGCACGAGCAUAUGAAAGCCGUGCUGAGAACCAGCCUCAGUGGCGGCGACAGGGAGGCCAGCGGAGUGCCAGGGGUUCGGUUAAGGACAAGAUCCCGGCCUGGAAGGGGAGGUCGCACUAUGCCGGCAUGGACCCCCUCCGUGGAGGACACUCAGAUCUGUGGAGACGACGCUGCAGACGAGAUCAUGGAGCGUAUAGUGAGGUCGGCCACUCAGGGUCCAGGAACCAGAUCGCAGCCCAGAGAGAGGAGGAGGUCUAGGGCCAACCGCAAGUCAUUGAGGCGGACUCUGAAGAGCGGUCUAACCCCAGAGGAAGCUCUCGCUUUAGGACUCACCGAUUCUCCGGAUACAUAAAUGUGAUCGUCCAACCUCCCGCCUGUCGUCAUCGCCGUGGAAACACAGCUACAAUCUUCGAAACGACAUCUCUGUCAGCUGUCUGCCUUCGCCACACUUUAGAGUUUUAAGUUAUAUUUCACCAGUCACAAACCCCUUUAGGUUUUUGCCAGCUGCUAAUUUUGCCUGAUGUGUCUGAGUGAUGAAGCUGCAGCCAUGAUAGUGUUUUUUUUUAAUGCAACACAAAGAAGUGGAAGUGAAGAAAGAGAACUGAAGCAUUCAACUUGGCAAGGAAAAUUUUAAUUGAGUGACGCUGCCUCUACACUGAAUGGAUAAUUUUUUUAUCUAAACAUGUAUUUGAAACGUUGCAUUAGUCCAAAAGGAUAACUCUUGCUUGUGAGUUUCUGUAGGUGUGGCUUCACCAUUUUCUCAUUUAUUUAAGCUGUGAAUUUCGGUUGUAAAGAGGAAGUUUGAUUUGUUCCCAAGAGAUCACAACAAACAAAGAGGCUCACUAAGAAUUAUCCUUUGUGAAAAGGCAAAUGUUUGCUUCUGCAGCUGCACGUAUUGACAAGUGACGAGUGUAGUUGUGUUUAGUAGGAACGUGAAAGGUUUUCAAUCUGAUGUGCCUUUCAUUUAAAAGGGAUGAUACUGUACCUUUUCGCCAUCUUUGUUUCAGUCACCUCCUACUUCUCAGAUAACUCACAAAUGUCACAUUCACAGGUGUAGUUAUAUCAAUUUAUGAUUACAAUUAACUUUUUUUUAUUUUGGCAAAAAAUAUUUAUUUUCAAAGCUCGGACAUCUUGCACCUUACUCAACAUGAAUAGUUUCUAAUGCUGACAUGAGCGACUGAUUCAGAACGCAGACAAAAGGAAGUAUUUAUCUCAGAGGAACUGUUUGUAAAGUGUAAAAAGACAAAAAGAUAAUGACAUUUUUUUUAAAAUUUUAAUAAUCUAUUUUGAAGGACAUGCGGAGAAUUCUGCAUAACAUGUGUAAAUGCCCUCGUCAGCUGCCAGGUACUAAGUACUGUAGUACUACAGUGUGCAUGUUUAGUGCGGUUCAUGUGAUGUAUUAUUUUUGUAAUUUCUGUAGAAACUUGUAUUAUAGUCUGAGGAGAGAAAGGGUAAAAAGAGGCUAUUCUGUGAAUUGUAAUAAAUGAAAGAUGUGGUCGUAGCUGAAAUAUGUGUUGUCGGAGUAUCGCUCCGUGCUGAGAGAGGGGAGCAGUGUUUGGGCAUUUACUUUGAACUCUGUGGUCACUUUGUAUGAACUUGAAAAGUUUGGAGUCUCAGCUGAACCAUCUGCUCCUCUCGCAGUACAACGAAAACAGGGAAAUAUCGCUGCAUAAAUAAAACCAUACACGUUCACUUGAAAUGCUGUGUAUACACACUCUGCAAUAAAAAACAAAAAACAUUGAGUGAAAAAAAA
Messenger RNA from Sebastes umbrosus (honeycomb rockfish), 6737 nucleotides. It is a transcript of the gene fhod3a, whose product is annotated as formin homology 2 domain containing 3a. Lineage: Eukaryota; Metazoa; Chordata; Actinopteri; Perciformes; Sebastidae. The transcript is spliced from 29 exons. Gene Ontology annotation, cellular component: cytoskeleton; cytoplasm. Gene Ontology annotation, biological process: cortical actin cytoskeleton organization; sarcomere organization; cardiac myofibril assembly. The record is from RefSeq and is a predicted model, not a curated record. The coding region runs from base 384 to 5336 and encodes 1650 amino acids. Gene Ontology annotation, molecular function: actin filament binding.